Molecule: messenger RNA, 1319 nt
Organism: Equus caballus (horse)
Lineage: Eukaryota; Metazoa; Chordata; Mammalia; Perissodactyla; Equidae
Gene: PCBD2
Product: pterin-4 alpha-carbinolamine dehydratase 2
Biological process (GO): tetrahydrobiopterin biosynthetic process
Molecular function (GO): 4-alpha-hydroxytetrahydrobiopterin dehydratase activity
Source: RefSeq, a predicted model, not a curated record
CGGAGUGCCUACUGUUGGCUGCGCCUGUGCUUUUUAGAAAGCACUGACCUAGGUAUUCCAGAUGCUCUUACACAGGCAAAUGCAGAUGAGCCAGCUUGCCCAAGGCCUUGACAGCUAGGUAAUGACACAUUAGAGCUUACAUUCGAACCCACGACUCCCUGACUUACAACCCCCUGAUCUGAGUCACUAUGGGUCACUGCCCCCCCGAGAGCAGAGAAGGGAGUGGUCCCCAAGCAUCCACCGGCAACGCAACAAUUCCAGCCCCUGUCCUCGACAUCCUCCGCCGGCGCAGACGGUUCGCCCCACCGCCCGGGAAGGAGCCCAGCACAGUUAGACCGUCCGCGAGCCUGCGGUAACCCGAGGCUCAACAUCGAGGCGCAGAACCGGAGGUCAAGCCUAAGCGCCGAGACAACCCUAGCGUCCCGCCGGCCGGCCUACCUCCCCAGCCCGAGCGGAAACCCGCACACGCGCGAGGAUAGCGCGGAAGCGGCGCAGAGCUGGAUCUGAGAGCGGCGGGGGCCGGCGGGGGCCUGCGGGGGCCUGCCACACCUCGCCCGCCCGGCUGCCCGCAGAGUUGGCGACCAUCAAUGCUGCUGGGGGCCUUCCGGGGACGGGCUGUCCUGGGCCUGCGCGGCGGGGCUGGGCCGUGCGGGGCAGCCGGGCCGGCGGCUGGGAGCUGGCCGCAUGGCCCCCGGCUUGGGACCGGCCCCGCGGACAGGUGGCCGGGGUGGCGGGCAGGCAGCGCGCCGGGCAGCCCUCGGCCGGCGGCCAUGGCGGCGGCGCUGGGAGCGCGCGGGGCGACGCGGCUCUUGUUGGCGGCACUGCGAGGCCGGAGCCCGAGCCUCGCGGCCAUGUCAGCAGACGCUCACCGGUUGACAGCAGAGGAGAGGACCCAAGUUAUACUUGAUCUUAAAGCAGCAGGAUGGUCGGAAUUAAGUGAGAGAGACGCCAUCUACAAAGAGUUUUCCUUCAAAAAUUUUAAUCAGGCGUUUGGCUUUAUGUCCCGAGUUGCUCUACAAGCAGAGAAGAUGAAUCAUCACCCAGAAUGGUUCAAUGUGUACAACAAGGUCCAGAUAACUCUCACCUCGCAUGACUGUGGUGGACUGACCAAAAGAGAUGUGAAACUGGCCAAGUUUAUUGAAAAAGCAGCUGCUUCUGUGUGAUUUCUUUCAGAAUGCGUAUAAAUCUUAUACACAUCUUAGCUGCAAUGUAUUUUGAUGGCAAUUUACAUGAACAAAUUAAGUUGUAAAUUUAGUUCACCUUUUAAACUAUCACAUUUUAUAAAAUCAGUGCUUAAAUACAGAAUAAUUUAAACUGGA